Fulvia fulva is the source of this 1959-nucleotide messenger RNA. RefSeq lists its product as uncharacterized. The transcript has 2 exons. The record is from RefSeq and is a predicted model, not a curated record. Gene Ontology annotation, molecular function: protein kinase binding; cyclin-dependent protein serine/threonine kinase regulator activity. Gene Ontology annotation, cellular component: nucleus; cyclin-dependent protein kinase holoenzyme complex. Gene Ontology annotation, biological process: regulation of cyclin-dependent protein serine/threonine kinase activity. The coding region runs from base 1 to 1959 and encodes 652 amino acids. NCBI's taxonomy places the organism in Eukaryota, Fungi, Ascomycota, Dothideomycetes, Mycosphaerellales, Mycosphaerellaceae.
AUGACAAGCAUCCAGCAGCAACCGCACCACAUGUAUGCCGACACAGCAAUCCGGUUCAGAGACCCGUUCCUUGUCUCCAAAAAGGACAUCACACCCUCGAAAUCCAACUUCGCCAGCUACGAGCAGUCGAGGAACGGCUGGCCAUCUCCACCUCGAAACCCGGGUGCUGCGAGGCCGCCAACACCACCACCUGAGAUGACUGGCGUACACCCAUCCGCGCGGCCGAGCUACUAUCAGCAAGAGCAUGGGCAUCACUAUGGUGACUACCCGCCUGCUCAGCAAGCGCAUAGGGCUCCUGUAGCUUCGUACCCAUCUCAAGAUGUGGUCAAAUCCGAAGUCAGCCGACCUGCUGGAGAUCACACAAAUGGCCGGGCUUCACCAGUGCGGCACCACGAAGCCAGCAAUGAUUACUCCGCUUCACGGAGAGCAUCACACGCAAAUGCCAUUGCAUUGAACUUUCAGAUACCGCGAUCCGUGAACGACAGCGGUGGCAGUCUGUCAGAGCUCGCAGCUCAGAUCACAUGCCUUUUCUGGUUCGAAUCAUCGGAUAUCCUUCAGCAGGUAGAAGACUCGACCUCACCUAUACAACCCACAAAACCGCUUUCAACAGACGCCAAGCCAACGACAGGCUUCCGAAAAUGGGUGACAACGAUCCUCUCAACUACUAUGGUUGCUCAAAAUGUGGUUCUGCUGGCUCUUCUUUUCGUCUACAGAUUGAAGAAGCUCAAUCCGUCUGUCAAAGGCAAGCCUGGGAGUGAGUACAGAUUGCUCACAGUCGCGCUGAUGCUGGGCAAUAAAUUCCUGGACGAUAACACUUAUACCAACAAGACCUGGGCUGAGGUCUCUGGGAUCAAUGUUGAAGAGGUACACAUCAUGGAGGUGGAAUUUCUCAGCAACAUGAAGUACUGCUUGUUCACCUCAGAGCAGGACUGGGCAAGAUGGCAGUCACUGCUUGGCAGGUUUGCGGCCUUCUUCGAUCGAGCAUCGAGACCACUACCACCAGCGCCUGUCCUGCCACCUGCAUCAUCACUUCACCUUCCACUGGCUUUGCCCUCUCCACCGGUCUCGAAUCAAGCUUCGCCUCCAUAUCCUCAGGAUAUGCCACAAAACAGGCACCUUUACAGUACAGCGGCGGGCCAACUUGGACCGACACCUGCUCCAUCUCCUCUGGGCAACCCUCACACAAGCAAUGGCUCAUUACCGCCUGGCAGCAGGAAGCGUAGCCAUGAGAGUGACGUUGUAGAGCCGCCUGCGAAGCGCAUGGCCAGUGGAUUUGCCGACUACACUUCGCCCCAACGAUACUCAACACUACCUCCGCAGCAUAACCAAGCGCAGCCGGUCUCUCGAUUGACUCUACCAAGCCUGGCAAUACCGACUUCACAGCCAACCAGCAAUGGAUAUUCGCACCCACCUCCGAGCCAAGGUCAUCAGCUACCACCGUUGAACAUACCAGCUCGCGCAAUGACGAUGGUCUUCCAAAAUGCGUCUGCUCCUGGUCGAGCGCCAACCCUGCCAGCGCCAGCAGGAGCUGCCACACAGUCACAAUCCCAGUCGCAAUAUGGCUCAAGGCAUCACAGUCCAUAUGGCGGGUCUGGACCGACCUCACCAAACAGCUCGAUGCCCCAAAGUGCGACUGUGCUUCACCCGACAACGCAAAUUUCACCAUCGUACUUUCUGCAGCAGAGGAACUCGCCCUACCGGCCGGUACAGAAUUUUUCGACGUUACUGCACCCACCUCCCUCAUCUGCGAUUCAGGGUCGGCCAUCCAAUGUCGAGCUCAAUCGGAUGCAAUAUCAACCACUUGGCAAGCCUACACAACACAGUGGACGCCUUCCAUACGUUGCACAAAAUCUCUGGUUGGAUGGCGCCCAGCCUCAAGAGAUGACCCCGAUCCACCAAUGGCCCGGGUUCCAGCAAAUACCAUUCCGACAAGGCCCACAGCCUCAGCAACAGGCUUAG